Ambispora leptoticha is the source of this 654-nucleotide messenger RNA. The record is from the annotation of a GenBank genome assembly. Lineage: Eukaryota; Fungi; Glomeromycota; Glomeromycetes; Archaeosporales; Ambisporaceae.
AUGGCGAGGAUGAUAUCAUUACUUAUAACAUUGCUUUUAUUUAUUUUUAAUCUUUUGCUUUGGCCUGACAUUGCGGCGGGGACUGCUUUAACAUAUAAUGUUGCUGCUCACGAGAAGGCUUGUUUUUAUGCGUGGGUAGAUAAAGCUUAUGAGAAAGUUGGUUUUUACUUUGCGGUACAAUCCGGUGGAUCUUUUGACAUUGACUACGUAGUGACUGACCCAAGAAACAAAGUUGUCAUCAAUGGAAAUCGAGAACGACAAGGAGAUUUUAUAUUUACCGCGAAUUACAUUGGAGAAUAUUCAUUCUGUUUUUCCAAUGACAUGUCAACAUUUGCUGAAAAAUUGGUUGAUUUUGAGAUUACGAUUGAAAAUGAACCUCGUGCCGAACUACCACCAUCAAAGGGGGUAACUCCCGAGCAGACAAAUAAUAUGGAGGAAAGUCUAAUUAGACUGAGUGGCAGUCUAAGUACAAUCGCCAGAGCUCAAAAAUACUUUAGAACUCGUGAAAAUCGUAAUUUCUCUACGGUGAAGAGUACAGAAAAUCGUAUCUUUUGGUUCGCAUUGUUAGAGAGUGCGUUGAUUGUUGGGAUGGCAGCUUUGCAGGUGUUUGUGGUUAGAACUUUCUUUAGUACUACAAAACGUGGUCAUGUUUAA